Messenger RNA from Nicotiana attenuata, 963 nucleotides. RefSeq lists its product as uncharacterized. The transcript has 4 exons. The record is from RefSeq and is a predicted model, not a curated record. NCBI's taxonomy places the organism in Eukaryota, Viridiplantae, Streptophyta, Magnoliopsida, Solanales, Solanaceae. Bases 1 to 963 code for a protein of 320 amino acids.
AUGGGCAAACUGGUGGACACUCAACAGAUGUCUUUUAUCAAAGGCAGGCAAAUUAUGGAUGCUAUCCUCAUUGCUAAUGAGUGUGUAGAUGCUAGAAUGAAGAGCAAAGACCCUGGUAUUAUGUGUAAGCUGGACAUAGAGAAGGCAUAUGACCAUCUGAAUUGGGAGUUUUUGCCGGGAGUAUUACUGAAAAUGGGCUUUGAUGAUAGGUGGAUUAGUUGGAUCAAGUUCUGCAUCAGCACUGUUAAAUUUUCAAUUCUGAUAAACGGUUCACCUGUUGGUUUCUUCUCUUCUCAAAGAGCUAUAUCUGGAUUACACAUUAACUGGAAUAGGAGUUUCAUUUAUCCAAUUAAUGAAGUAAUGAAGAUACAUAGCUUGGUGAGUACUCUGGGAGGAAGAGUAGGAGUUCUGCCAACAGUUUAUCUGGGAAUGCCACUUGGAGCAAAAAGCAAAUCUAAAGGGAUAUGGAAUGGUGUAGUUGAUAAAUGUGAAAAGAAGCUAGUCAGCUGGAAGAGCCAAUAUCUAUACCUGGGAGGAAGAGUUACCCUAAUUAACAGUGUACUGGAUGCUAUGCCAACUUAUAUGAUGUCUUUAUUUCCUAUGCAUGCACCAGUGAAAAAAGCAAGAUUCACCAGAUGGGAUAUCCUUACAACAAGCAAGAAGGAAGGGGGUAAGGGGAUCAGGAACCUAAAAAUUCAGAACCAAGGUCUGAUGAUGAAGUGGCUACGGAGGUUUGCCACAGCAGAGCAAUCUUUGUGGAAGAAUGUAAUUGAGGGUAAACCUGUGGAGAUCCAUCAGAAAUCUAUGGCCGAAGUUCAGAAAAAGUCUAGCCUCAAAGUGGGUAAUGGUAUGAAAACCUCUUUUUGGGAAGACAAAUGGCUUGGACAAAGAAUAUUGAAGCAACUUUUUCCAGAUAUCUACAACCUGAACCAACAACAAGGGUCAUCUGUUGGAGAGCUGUAG